Solanum pennellii is the source of this 823-nucleotide messenger RNA. RefSeq lists its product as uncharacterized. The transcript is spliced from 2 exons. The record is from RefSeq and is a predicted model, not a curated record. Lineage: Eukaryota; Viridiplantae; Streptophyta; Magnoliopsida; Solanales; Solanaceae. The coding region runs from base 159 to 593 and encodes 144 amino acids.
GAACAAAAUAAGAAUUCAAAGGUGUUGCAACUGGAAAUUCCAACUUGAAGGCCCUAUACGACUACUGACUUUAUACAGGAUUACAUUGAAGUUUUUUCUCCAUUGUCAUUUUUAUGAUCUCUUAGUUACCAGGUGUAGUUUAUGAGCAAAUAAUCAACAUGGAUGGUCAUGGAUACUCACCUCCAACAGUUAAACGUAACAAAAAGGGGAAGAACCACCGUCACGCGGUGGUGGAUCAUGAUGAUAAGAUCAAGUGUAGUGGGAAGUCAUGCAGAUCAUGUAGUGGUGGUUUAAUCGCGGAUUGCGUAGCAGUCUGUUGCUGCCCUUGUGCUGUAGUAAACAUUUUAGCAUUGGCAUUUUUAAAGAUCCCUUGGAUGGUGGGACGUAAAUGCUUGAGAAUGGUGAAAAAGAAAAAGUUGGAGGACAAAAAUGACAAGAGUAUUACUAAUAGUACUGUACAAGAAGGAAUACAUGUGGAACAAGAGUUAAAAGACAGUUUUAGUACAACAAUUGAUGUAGACCAAGUUUGGUUAGACUUGUAUCAAGUUGGUAGUAUGGGUUUUGGCAGAGUUUCAUUCACAGGAACUAAUUAGGUUCAAGUAUUAUUUUCGCAGCGCUCUAUGAAAAUCCCAAAUCAUGAAACCGAGAAAUUUCAUUUAUGCAUUGUGAAAGAGUAUUUAUCACUCCUUCACACUCUUCAAUGGUAUAGUUUAAUCAUCUGUUAGCGAGAUUAGUUGAUAUGUAUCUCUUUCAGCGCCAUUUUCAUCACUUCAUAUUACUUCCUUCUGAAUUGUACAGUUAAUUUUGGUGAUGUUUUUUUGGA